This is a messenger RNA of Trichoderma harzianum CBS 226.95, 1247 nucleotides long. RefSeq lists its product as hypothetical. Lineage: Eukaryota; Fungi; Ascomycota; Sordariomycetes; Hypocreales; Hypocreaceae. Bases 98 to 1129 code for a protein of 343 amino acids. The record is from RefSeq and is a predicted model, not a curated record. The transcript is spliced from 3 exons.
CACGAUAUUCCUCUCGCUUCAGAUUUGGAGAGGAGGGGAGGAGUUCGCGCUUCCGUGUCCGUCAGUCUCUAGUGGCUGUUCUGAUCGCUCAUAGUUGAUGUGCCUGGAGAUAUUCGGCUUGUGCAGUGGAGAUCCGCGAGCGUUCGAGUGCACCGAGGCACAGCAUGGUUUUCUUCUUCAGAGCGUCGAGGAUUAUUCACUCACCACCCUCGAAUCGUCACUGACAGAUUUUGAGGUGAAGAGGCGGUUGAGGUUGGUUGAGAGCCUUUGCGUCCUGGAGUCGUACCAUGUGCUCAUAUUGCGACGGCCAGCACACUUGAGCACAACAAUCAUUCAAUGCACAUUUGCUGGCUUCGACGGUCUUCAAGGUCCAUCGGAGAGCACUGAUUUGCUUGAAGACUGCUUCAAACUAUUCGCGUCAAUAAUGAAUCCCCAAACGACCUUGCACCAUCCAACAACAACACCUACACCAGCAAUGUGCUGUCUGACACUCCUCGCCGCUGUUUCUGGCAAUUCGAGUAGUGAAGGCGUCUCCAUGUUGAAUGUAUUUUGGAAGCAAGACUUGUUGGAACUCGGACUACAUCGAUGGUGGAAUGCAUGCCAGACCCAGAUACCGAUCGAAAGUCACUUGUCCACCACCUCGCUCUUCCACCUGAUAUUCAUCAACAUCCGCACCAAUGUGGAAUUGCUGCACAAAUCUGCAAGAUGGCAAAUUUGCGGCUCCGCAAGCCAGGGCACCCGUCUCGCAAAUGUUCAGAUAUGGCAGAGCUCCGAGGACUGCGACAUCGCUACUCACCAUGCAAGACAACUCCUUGACGCAGCAAAGCAGUCUGUUGUCUUUGAUAUUCCGUCGGGUCGGCGAACCGGCAAAAGCUACCCGUCCACCAUGCCAACACAGGAGGAAUACGGGAGCCAAAAGGCGGUGGCCGAGGUGCCUCAUCUUGCCAUCGGCGUAUAUGUAGCUACGCUGGUUCUAUGGGCGAAAGCUUUGGCAAGGCAGGAUCCGGAUUGGAGUCUUGCAGGUUCUGCUCUCGAGGAUGGAAUCUUGGUUCUAAGUCGCUUCCAGGUUAGGGUGGCUAUCAAGUUGUGUUGUGCUUUGGGGUGUUUGAGGAAGAUGGUUCUAAGCUAGGGAGCUACGGAACACUGACGCCAGCCAAGAUCAAAUGUACUAUAAGCUCGCCUUUGGGAGGCUCCCCCACGAGACGGGAAUGUCAUGACAUCACCUUAAGGGAACAAGGGGAGUAAGG